AUGGAUAACAAAAGUAAUUAUUCAGAGAGUACUUUAGAAUGUGUAGAAAUACAGGAAUGUAUUUUAGAAAAACAAAAACAAUUACAACAACAAAAGCAGCAACAACAACAAGAACAACAAGAACAAAUAAAUUUUAAUAAACAACAAAUAAUUCAAAAACAAAAAGAAAAAAUUAAAAAUAAUAAUAAAAAUAAUGAAGAAGUUUUAAAAAGUGUAGAAGUAUUAACAAUAUCACCAUAUUUAACACUUGGUAUGAAAUAUGGGUUGAUAAUUGAAUUUUUAAUGGUAAUAAUAUCAAUGAUUCAAUAUAUAAUAGUUGGUAAAUGGAUGAUGGAUGGUGAUAGUGAUGGAGUUGAAAAUUAUUGGCCAAUUAAUAAAUAUUAUGGAUUAUUUAUAUUUACAAUUGUAUUCAAUGGAAUGGUAUCAGCAUGGAAGGGAUAUAAAGUUGAUCAAAAGUUAUUCUUUGCAGCACAUCAUCUAUUGACAAUGUUUUUCUUUUUCGUUUGUUUUGUUUAUUUUCCAACUGUGAAAUAUUACUUUUAUUUAGUGAUUUACUUGGUGAUGAGAUUGGGUAAAAGAAUAAAAGACGAAGGAUACAUGGACAAAGACCAAUGGAUUGCCUUCUACGUAUCGUAUGCGUAUGUGCAAACAUUGGUAAUUGUAAUCAUACAAUGUCUACAACCAAACCAAUCUGGAAUACUCGAUAUUAUCGGUGGCAUUGCACAUAUUGAUUCCUUGAUCACUUGCAGAAAAGAGAAUUUCAGCGGAAAACGUUUAAACGGCCAUAGCAAAUGGUUGAUCCCAAUUUGGCUAUUGGAGAAUAGAUUGGCACAAACUGUUUUGUCGGUAUUGGAUGUAUCAACAUUAUGGUGUACUUUAUUGAUUGGAACUUCGUUUUUAAACAUUUUCAACUUUAAUUUCUAUAGAUGUAUUAUACCAUUCCUUGUGAUUGAAUUCUUAAUUAAACCAUCAUUCUCUUCAUUCAAAAGACCAUAUUGCUAUAAAUUUUCAAAUCAUAGUUCUUUCCCAUCUUGUCAUACUGCUAUUGCUAGUAUUGUUAUUAGUUCAAUCAGUUCACUCUCUCCAUUUCAAAGAGGAUUUUUGGUAAUGUCAAUGGCUGCUUAUAGAGUUUACACUCGUGCUCAUACUGUUGAAGAUAUUUGUGCUGGUUUUGCUAUUGGUCAAGUUUUAAAUUCAACAAUUUACUGUUUUAGUUUUUAUUUUUUUGGUUUAAACUGA
Molecule: messenger RNA, 1239 nt
Organism: Dictyostelium discoideum AX4
Lineage: Eukaryota; Evosea; Eumycetozoa; Dictyosteliales; Dictyosteliaceae
Exons: 1
Coding region: 1-1239 (412 amino acids)
Source: RefSeq, a predicted model, not a curated record